Molecule: messenger RNA, 2757 nt
Organism: Knipowitschia caucasica
Lineage: Eukaryota; Metazoa; Chordata; Actinopteri; Gobiiformes; Gobiidae
Source: the annotation of a GenBank genome assembly
AUGAUUGCAGCCCAGCUAUUAGCAUAUUUCUUUACUGAACUCAAAGAUGACGAGAUCAAAAAGAUCGACAAGUACCUGUACUCCAUGCGUUUCUCUGAUGAGACGCUGUUGGACAUCACACAAAGGUUUCGCAGGGAGCUGGUGAAAGGACUGGGCCGAGACACAAACCCCACAGCUGCACUGAAGAUGCUACCAACGUUUGUGCGCUCCAUUCCUGAUGGGUCAGAAAAGGGAGACUUUAUUGCGUUGGAUUUGGGUGGCAGUAACUUCAGGAUCCUUCGUGUGAAAGUGAGCCACGAGAAGAAGCAGACUGUGCAAAUGGAGAGCGAAGUCUACGACACUCCUGAAGACAUCAUUCACGGGACGGGUACCAGGCUCUUUGACCACGUGGCAGAGUGUCUGGGUGACUUCAUGGAGAAACACAACAUUAAGGACAAAAAGCUUCCAGUUGGAUUCACAUUUUCAUUCCCAUGUCUGCAGAGCAAACUAAAUGAGGGAAACCUUAUAACUUGGACAAAGCGUUUCAAAGCCAGUGGUGUCGAGGGAAUGGAUGUUGUUCAGUUGCUCAACAAAGCUAUUAAAAAACGUGGGGACUACGACGCAGACAUCAUGGCGGUGGUUAACGAUACUGUAGGAACAAUGAUGACCUGUGGGUUUGACGACCAGCGCUGUGAAGUCGGCAUUAUUGUUGGCACAGGCACGAACGCGUGUUACAUGGAGGAGCUGCGGCACCUCGACCUGGUGGAGGGGGACGAGGGCCGGAUGUGCGUGAACACAGAGUGGGGAGCGUUUGGAGACGAUGGGCGCCUGGAGGACAUCAGGACGGAGUUUGACAGAGAAAUAGACAGAGGAUCGCUGAACCCCGGAAAACAGCUCUUUGAGAAGAUGGUCAGUGGCAUGUACAUGGGAGAGUUGGUUCGUCUUAUUCUGGUGAAAAUGGCUCGAGAGGGUUUGCUGUUUGAAGGCAGAAUCACGCCAGAGCUGCUCACCAGAGGCACAAUUGAGACCAAGCAUAUAUCCGCAAUGGAAAAGAACAAGGAGGGAUUGUGUCGGACCAAAGAAAUUCUAGCCAAACUUGGCGUGGAACCUUCAGUAGAUGACUGCGUAGCUGUGCAGCAUGUUUGUGCCAUAGUCUCUUUCCGCUCGGCCAGUUUGAUUGCAGCUACUUUGGCAGGAAUCUUAUUGAGGCUAAAGGAGAACAAAAGUGUUGCUCGUCUCCGAACCACUGUGGGAAUAGAUGGGUCUCUGUACAAGAUGCACCCUCAGUAUGCUCGCCGCCUUCACAAAACUGUCCGCCGGUUGGUCCCAGACUCGGACGUGCGUUUCCUUCUGUCGGAGAGCGGGAGUGGAAAAGGUGCUGCCAUGGUGACCGCUGUGGCCUAUCGACUUGCUGAACAGUCACGCCAAAUUGCUCAAACGUUAGCAGAGUUUCAGCUGAGCUCGGAGCAGUUAUUAGAGAUAAAGAAGCGCAUGAGGGUGGAGAUUCAAAACGGCUUGUCCAAAAGCACUCAGGACGUUGCCACUGUUAAAAUGUUGCCUACGUUUGUUCGAAGCACUCCUGAUGGCACAGAGCAUGGAGAUUUUCUGGCUUUAGAUUUAGGUGGUACCAAUUUCAGAGUUUUGCUGGUCAAGAUUCGCUCUGGGAAAAGGCGUUCAGUAGAAAUGCACAAUAAGAUCUACGCAAUUCCCCUCGAAGUUAUGCAGGGAACAGGAGAAGAGCUGUUUGAUCACAUUGUGCAUUGUAUCAGUGACUUUCUGGACUACAUGGGCAUGAAAAGUGCUCGUCUUCCUCUUGGUUUCACAUUUUCCUUCCCAUGCCAACAGACCAGCCUGGAUGCUGGAAUACUAGUAACAUGGACCAAAGGGUUCAAAGCAACAGAUUGUGAAGGAGAAGAUGUUGUUGGAUUGUUGAGGGACGCAAUAAAGAGGAGAGAGGAGUUUGAUCUGGAUGUUGUGGCUAUAGUCAACGAUACUGUGGGAACCAUGAUGACCUGUGCCUAUGAAGAGCCGUCCUGUGUAAUAGGCCUCAUUGCUGGCACAGGAAGUAAUGCGUGCUACAUGGAGGAAAUGAGAAACAUCGAAAUGGUGGAGGGAGAUGAGGGUCAGAUGUGUGUUAACAUGGAGUGGGGGGCAUUUGGUGACAAUGGUUGCCUGGACGACUUCAGGACCGAAUAUGAUCGUGCUGUCGAUGACUUGUCUCUCAAUCCUGGCAAACAAAGAUAUGAAAAGAUGUGCAGUGGGAUGUAUCUCGGUGAAAUUGUCAGGAACAUCCUAAUUGACUUGACAAAAAAGGGCUUCCUGUUUCGAGGUCAAAUCUCUGAGACUCUAAAGACCAGAGGCAUUUUUGAGACGAAGUUCUUAUCUCAAAUAGAAAGUGACCGUCUGGCAUUGUUGCAAGUCAGAUCUAUUCUCCAACAUCUAGGUCUGGACAGCACAUGUGAUGACAGUAUCAUAGUCAAAGAGGUCUGUGGAGCCGUGUCGCACCGUGCAGCUCAGCUGUGUGGCGCAGGGAUGGCAGCUGUGGUCGAUAAAAUCAGAGAAAACCGUGGAAAGGAUUCGCUGAGCGUCACAGUAGGAGUGGACGGCACGCUCUACAAACUGCACCCACACUUUUCCCAAAUCAUGCACCAAACAGUGAAGGAGCUGGCGCCUCAAUGUGAUGUCACCUUUCUGCUCUCAGAGGACGGCAGUGGGAAAGGAGCCGCGCUCAUCACUGCUGUGGGAUGCAGGAUGAGGAGCGAAAUCAACGGAAAAUAA